Messenger RNA from Myxocyprinus asiaticus (Chinese sucker), 3316 nucleotides. RefSeq names its product glycoprotein M6Ab (gene gpm6ab). Lineage: Eukaryota; Metazoa; Chordata; Actinopteri; Cypriniformes; Catostomidae. Gene Ontology annotation, cellular component: plasma membrane; axonal growth cone; neuronal cell body. The transcript has 7 exons. The record is from RefSeq and is a predicted model, not a curated record. The coding region runs from base 446 to 1282 and encodes 278 amino acids. Gene Ontology annotation, biological process: neuron projection development.
GUUAGUGCGGGGAGUUGUGUUCAAUGCGGUGCAUUCUGCAUCAUCACUAGAAAAUAACUCCGCUUUAAAGGAGUAAAAAAAAACAAAAACAAAAAAACACUUGCAGGUUGAAAGUUGCUUAAAUCUCUGAUUAACUCGGUAACCAAAAUUCCUAGAGUAUUUAUCAAGCUCCUCAACUAGAAGACAGAUUUGAAAACACGUCUGUUUUCUCUUGCGAUGGACAGUGUUUGUGAGAAAGAUAGACAGGUGAAGAUCGUUUUGAGUGAUAGCUGCAGUCGCGGAGAGGAACAGCGGAGCUGAGCGACUCUUUCCGCGAGCCACCACACGCACGCUCGCGCUCAUCCUCAUUCUCUCAACCGCGCGCGCACAGACGCUCGUCCGCUUGACCGGUGCAGAAGGCUUUGUUAUAAUUUAUCCACUUAUAUAAUCCGUGCUUUAAACCACAAUGGAAGAGAACAUGGAAGAGGGACAGACACAAAAAGGGUGCUCUGAAUGCUGCCACAAAUGCCUUAGUGGGAUCCCCUACGCCUCUCUGAUCGCUACCAUCCUGCUGUAUGCUGGGGUAGCGCUGUUCUGCGGCUGUGGUCAUGAGGCUCUCUCUGGUACCGUCACCAUCUUGCAGACCUAUUUUGAUGUUUCCCGGUCACCUGUUGAUGCCCUGGAUGCCUUUGUCAUGAUUGACAUCUUUAAAUACGUGAUAUAUGGAGUGGCAGCAGCCUUCUUUGUCUAUGGUAUUCUGCUGAUGGUGGAGGGGUUUUUCACCACUGGGGCCAUCCGGGAUCUCUAUGGGGACUUUAAGAUCACCACCUGCGGACGUUGUGUUAGUGCUUGGUUCAUCAUGCUUACUUAUAUCUUCAUGUUGGCUUGGCUGGGGGUUACAGCCUUCACCUCCCUGCCAGUCUUCAUGUAUUUCAACAUCUGGAACACCUGUCAGAACACUACACUGGUGGAUAAUUCCAGCCUGUGCUUCGAUCUACGCCAGUUUGGAAUUGUGUCCAUUGGUAAUGAGAAAAGACUGUGCACUGCUUCUGAGAACUUCAUCAAGAUGUGUGCAUCUAAUGAGCUGGACCUGACAUUCCACUUGUUUGUCUGCGCACUUGCGGGGGCUGGAGCAGCUGUCAUCGCCAUGGUGCAUUACCUGAUGGUGCUGUCGGCUAACUGGGCUUACAUGAAGGAUGCCUGUCGGAUGCAGAAAUACGAGGACAUCAAGUCCAAGGAGGAGCAGGAGCUUCAUGAUAUCCACUCUACUCGCUCUAAAGAGCGUCUGAAUGCAUACACAUAAAGCAUACUGUCAUGCACACACACAUACACAUAGAAAUAUGUAUACACACACACACAUACAUACACACAAGCAUGCCCUUCCCCUCCCUGAAGACACACGUAUAAACUAAACUGAACUAAGUCUAAUUUCCAUGGUUACCAGGAGUAAAAUAUAGCUGGGUGGUUGGGAUGGGAUGGGAUGGGAUGGGGUAGUAAAUAAAUGUAUCACUUACUACGUACGGGUGUGACCCAGAAUGUUGGUCAAGGGGUGCACUUAUCGUCUCAUUGGCAACGUCUCUGACUACCCAUACAUUUCCAGGGUUUAGAUUUAGUUUUAUCGUCCUUGUUCCAGUGUCUGAUUUCAUUUCUCCUUUACCUUCCGUUUUUGUGUCUGAGACAGUACACCUUGUUAACACACAAAGUUGAGUGACUUCUCUUUUGUACCACAUACUUUUAAGUCUUAUUGGGUAUUGAUCUUGUAAGGGUUUUUGGGGUUUAGCCAAAGGGAUUCCAGCACACUUUUCACAUUUUUGUAUUACACAACAAAGAAUUACAUUUUUCAAGCUCACCCUAAAUGGCUAGUCAUGAUUUAGAUUCACAGAUUUUUCUUUUCUUAAAACCAAAAUGUGACCAAACUUGUAACUUAUGAUUUACAGGUUAAUCGCUCAGGCUGCCACACUUAGAGCAGCAACAGCACAAACAUGUACAGAUUCUUUUCCAACUAAUUCAGUUUUGGAGUGCCAGGGAUUUUCAAAAGUACCUUAAAGUGACUUUUACUGCUAUACUGUAGCUUGGCCUAACUGUAUAUGCUAGCUGUGCUCAGUAUUAAAGGAAGGUGUGACACCUGUGCUUAGUAACCUUUUGUUAAGCUUUGACAGAAAUGGCUGCUGAAUGAAAAGGUUUUAGAAAGAAAGAAAGGACCGUAGAAGAUUGUCUUAAAUCGACUGGACCGGUCACGUAGGAUUUGCCUUGGGAGACUCUGUGGAUAUUUGGUUUCUCUCAUCCAUUGCAAGCCAUACUCUCACAUGCAAAUAACAUUUUCAGGUGUUUUAUUGCUUAGUUUUAGCUUUAACUUUUUAAAUGCAAGAAAUCAGACAAAACAAGUUCCUUUUAUCAUUUCUCUGAACUGUAUAUAUCUCUCUAUAUAAAUGUAUACACAUGUCAUGUCAGUUUCGAAGACACAUCUCAGCAGUCAGUGUUAGGUGAUAUUUGGUAAUUAUGAGAACGUUGUUCAUAUCGGAGAAAUCUAAAUCUAAAUGGAAAAUGUGUGGCCAUACAGUAUAUUCUUCUUCUUUAUGGACCAAACUCAGCAUUUUGGCUCUGUCUUGCCUAUUUCAGUUGCCCUAGUUUUGCAGUAAAGUGUCUCAUAAUUUGUUUUCUGACAAUAGUGCUUUUGUCUGUCUCGAAAAAACAAAAAUAAAAAAAAAACAAGCUAGUUUUUGUGCACUUCUGGACCAUUGUGAGUUGUUUGGUGAAAGUGCAUUUGGAACCAGCGCUGAGUCCCUAUACUCUUACUAGUCAUGCAGCUUUUUUAAAACACACAAGAAACUUGUAUUAGGUAAAAAACGUAAAUCUAGUUGUUAUUUGUGGCAUGGUUAUGCAUCUAAUGGUAAUAUUUUUAACUAACUCAAAAAGUUAGAUCCUUUAUUUUGAUUUUAAUUUUUACACUUGUGACUGUCUUGCUGGGGUCAACUAUAUUUUUUUCUAAAUGUGCAGUAUUACAGUUGCUACGCUAACAAUAUUAAGCUAAAUAUCUUAUUAGGUUGUAGUGUUUGAGUUUUGUCUUUUCUAGUUCGUGAUGAUUUUCAAAACCAUGUCUUAAACCUAUGCUUGUUAUGGUGUUGCGUAUUCAGUAUUACCCUGAUAUUGCUUUCAGCUUUAUCCAAGUACUAGUUUUUUGCACUUUCACUGAGAAUGAUUUGUAGCAGGCAUUAAAAUUAACUGGGUUUUGUACAUAAAUGUGCCAACAGUUUGACAGUGGCUUUUUUUCUUUGUUUUUUGAACUGUAGGAAAAACUUGCUUGCGUAAAUAAAGACACUUGUGUACUUGUUAAUAA